Molecule: messenger RNA, 690 nt
Organism: Microthlaspi erraticum
Lineage: Eukaryota; Viridiplantae; Streptophyta; Magnoliopsida; Brassicales; Brassicaceae
Source: the annotation of a GenBank genome assembly
AUGGGAAAAAACUUCACAUUAGUAACCAGUCUUCUUCUUUUCUCCUUCCUCUUCUCAGGUACAACGGCUAGUCAUCCAAUAGAAGAAGAAAAAGAUAUAACCACACCAUUAGCCACAAACCCAACCACCACCACAACAACCGUUGUCCCUAACUCCGACUCUGACGCUUCGGCCGUGGCCACAACGCCACUAGCCAUUCCAUCACCACCACGCGGUGGAGCCAACCCGGGCCAAAGCUGGUGCGUCGCGAGAGAAAACGUUGCAAAAAUGGCGUUACAAGCGGCUUUAGACUACGCGUGCGGGAUUGGUGGAGCAGACUGCUCGGAGAUCCAAGAAGGAGGAAAGUGUUAUAACCCUAACUCGUUGAGAGAACAUGCCUCUUUUGCAUUUAACAGUUAUUACCAGAAGAAUCCAAUCCCUAGUAGUUGCAACUUUGGUGGAACUGCUGUCACUAUCAGUGGUGACCCAAGUGUAGGAUCAUGCCACUUUCCGUCUACAAGCACGAGUGAAUCGAUAUUGAACAUAACAAGUGAAGAUGGAUUAGGGCUUUUUGGUAGAAUACCAUCUCACCCAACUCCCAAACCCGAAGCUUCAAGCUCCUCUCCUCAGUUCUCUCAUUUCUCUACUUUUAUUCUCUGUCUUCUUUGCCUUUGUUUUUAUAUCCCCUCUUUAAUUAUGAGCUUAAUUUAG